AGUCUCCGCCGGCCGCGGUCGCUGCAUCCUCGGCGGGCGGCGACAAGGAGACAGCAAGGGACGGCCGCCGGCAGAGGCACCAUGUGACGGGCACCGCUGAGUGACACGCAGCUUCGGUUACAGAGCGGGCGUGCAGGAGGGGAGGCGACGGCACGGUGGACGCGGAGGAAUAGCCUGACUUUCCCAGCUAAACCGUCACGAGCCAUGGAUGCACAGGGGCGACGCGCCCCCCAAUAGGAGAAUGACUGCGAUUCGAGACCCUCGGCGGCCGAGCAUGUGGAUGUAAGUGCGACGCUGGCGAGCACCUUGCGGGUGGGGGUUGGUGGUGGGGGGAGAUUCUGAUGCAAUCGGCCCCGAAAGGAGGAGGAGAGACAGGAGAGCGCGGGCUGGGGCAGCCACGCCGCUCCGCCUGAAGGUCGCCGCCCUUCACCUUCCUCGGAAAUCCGCCACGCCACGCUGAGCCUCCCCGCCCAGCCCUCACUGACGGAGGCCACCUUUCCUCCGCUGAGGCAGCCAGACCUUGACACAAAGGACAUCGCACGGCCGGGGGAAAAUCCCGGAAGGGCGGAUACCUUGACGUCUCCUUUUGCCGCUUUUCCUUUAUGGCCCGAGAUAUUUAUCGAGUGCCUACUGUGUGUCAGGCACUAUAUCUAUGUGCGUAGAAAAACCCUUGAAGGUUAUACUCCAAUAUAUAUACAGUGAUCAUCUCUGCUUGCUGAGAUAACAGGGGUGUGAACCUUAUAUUUUUGCUGCUAUCCAUUUGUAAAUACACUCAGAAAAGGAGGAUUUGGACGACAGGUACUUUCUAAACAUGAUGCAUUUCAAAAGUGGACUCGAAUUAACUGAAUUGCAAAACAUGACAGUGCCCGAAGAUGAUAACAUUAGCAAUGAUUCCAAUGAUUUCACCGAGGUAGAAAAUGGUCAGAUAAAUAGCAAGUUUAUUUCUGAUCGUGAAAGUAGAAGGAGUCUCACGAACAGCCAUUUGGAAAAAAAGAAAUGUGAUGACUAUAUUCCAGGAACAACCUCCUUGGGCAUGUCUGUUUUUAACCUAAGCAACGCCAUUAUGGGCAGUGGGAUUUUGGGACUCGCCUUCGCCCUGGCAAAUACCGGAAUCCUACUUUUUCUGGUACUUUUGACUUCAGUAACACUGCUGUCUAUAUAUUCAAUCAACCUUCUGUUGAUCUGUUCAAAGGAAACAGGCUGCAUGGUUUAUGAAAAGCUGGGAGAACAGGUCUUUGGCACCACAGGGAAACUUGUCAUCUUCGGAGCCACCUCCCUACAGAACACUGGAGCAAUGCUGAGCUACCUCUUCAUAGUAAAAAACGAACUACCCUCUGCCAUAAAGUUUCUAAUGGGAAAGGAAGAGACAUUUUCAGCCUGGUACGUGGAUGGCCGUCUUCUGGUGGUGGUAGUUACCUUUGGCAUAAUUCUCCCUCUGUGUCUCUUGAAGAACUUAGGCUAUCUUGGCUAUACUAGUGGAUUUUCCUUGAGCUGUAUGGUUUUUUUCCUAAUUGUGGUUAUAUACAAGAAAUUUCAAAUUCCCUGCAUUGUUCCAGAGCUAAAUUCAACAAUAAGUGCUAAUUCAACAAAUGCUGACAUGUGUACGCCAAAAUAUGUUACCUUCAAUUCAAAGACCGUGUACGCUUUACCAACAAUUGCAUUUGCAUUUGUCUGCCACCCGUCUGUCCUGCCAAUUUACAGCGAGCUUAAAGAUCGAUCACAGAAAAAGAUGCAGAUGGUUUCAAAUAUCUCCUUUUUCGCCAUGUUUGUUAUGUAUUUCUUGACUGCCAUUUUUGGCUACUUGACAUUCUAUGAAAAUGUGCAUUCGGACCUCCUCCACAAGUAUCAGAGUAAAGAUGACAUCCUCAUCCUGACCGUGCGGCUGGCUGUCAUUGUCGCCGUCAUCCUCACGGUGCCGGUGUUAUUUUUCACGGUUCGUUCUUCUUUAUUUGAACUGGCUAAGAAAACAAAGUUUAAUUUAUGUCGUCAUGUCUUGGUGACCUUCAUACUCCUGGUUAUUAUCAACUUGUUGGUGAUCUUCAUACCCUCCAUGAAGGAUAUUUUUGGAGUCGUAGGAGUUACGUCUGCUAAUAUGCUUAUUUUCAUUCUUCCUUCAUCUCUUUAUUUAAAAAUCACAAGCCAAGAUGGAGAUAAAGGAACUCAACAAAUUUGGGCUGCCCUUUUCUUGGGUCUGGGGGUGUUGUUUUCCCUGGUCAGCAUUCCCUUGGUUAUCUACGACUGGGCCUGCUCAUCAAGUGGUGAUGAAGGCCACUGAGACCAGGUGGAAAAGGAAACAGUCAAGUUACCACUCAUCAGCAAGCCCUCAUCACAUCCUUUGCAAGUUUACAGAAGCAAACAGAAAUUUACAAGAUACACAAUGGAAUAACACUUUGGUAACAAAACAGAGACCUGUUUCUAUCAUGGUUCAUGUCCCUCCAAGAUUGGGGAUCAAUUUUAAGGAUUAUGGAUUUCUUUUGUUCCCAAAUUUCACGCAGUCAUAUUUUCCAGUACUUUCCACCGUCAGUUAUUUUUCACUCUCCUAACUCUUGUUUUUUUUGUGAUUUCAUCGUCUCUCAGAACUUGGAAGACAUGAUCAUCCAUCAUGUUUAUUUAUUACACAUCCAGAUUCUGACAUAAUUUUCCUACUGAUGUUCAGCUUAUAAUAUCUGUACCUUUUUAGAAGAGAAAAGAAUCUUGAAUUGUAUAUAUUUAUUUUGCUUUACGGAAAAAAAAAAAAAGGUUUCGUACAUAAUUUGCCUAUUUUGGUUAACAUAGCACAUAGGGAUAAUCAUAUGAGAGUCACAGGGCGCGCACCCUUGCUGGAUCGGAGGAUGCCCAAUGUUUGCGGCGGCUCUGAUCACCUGGCAGCCGAGCCUCAGCAGCCCAUGGCCUCGUUGGCACUGCAUCCCAUUCUGUGCAGAGAUAUUGUCUGGCGACUGUUCUCAGCUGGGAAAGGGAUGGGAAUGAUUCUUACCUUGGUAAACAUGCUAAUCUACACAUCUGGGUAAUCUAGCGAAUGAAGUUUUGUUUCCCCCUUGACAAUUUCUGUCAGAGUUACUCUGAGUCAACUUCUAUUGGGGAAGACCCAUGAUACCUUUGUAACAAACUGAGAAGCAAGAGUCCUGCAAAAGGAUCCUCCAAAACGCCUAAGGAAAUAUUCCUCGGAUGCAGAUAGCCUUCAGCCCUACAUCGGUAUUGUUGAAGGGGGAAAAACAUUUUCUUAAAUUACAGACCCAGCAGCUUUUACUCAUGUCCACCACCUUUUUGCACAGAGAGUCAUGUGUAUCUAACCAAGGAUGAUCUAGGAUAAGUAAUUCCUGUUUUAUAUUGGGUACUUUAGGGGGGGUCUUUAAAAGACUUGUUUUAUAUCUAUAAAUUUAGGUUAUUACAAAUAUAAGAUUUUUGUACCGUAAAUAAGCCUCAUUCCUAUUUCUUCUCCAUUAACCAUCCAUCCAGUCUUGAAAAAAGAAAACGAGCCCUCAGAGAUGGUCUUUGAGAAGAACACGUGAUGAAAUCACUGUGUACCUUUCUUCCCCCAGUUGGGAACUUUGGCAUCUGUGCUAUCUCUCUUCUCGCCCCUAGUCAAGGGUGGGCCGUUACUGCCUGCCUGACAUGACCCACCCAGGAGGACAGAGUUGCCUCACACUCUUACCCCAGCCCCUCUCCUAAAGCAAGUGAAGGAAACUACAGAGAGGCUGAAAAAGAAGAGAGUUUGGGACAAGGUAGCUUGGAAAGGCAUAGGAGACAGUAUAGAAACCCAGCACCGCAUUCCGCCUAAGCUGGGCCAUCAGCUAUGAUUGGAUUGUCCGUAUCACACAGUGAGAAGUGUUGUGUACCCUGUGAAACAGGGCUUGUGUUUUAUCUGCAUCCUGGUUGAAUUUCGCAGACACGUAAGUUCACCAAGCACAGAUUUCUUAUCCAGAGAUAAGUGGCCUCUAACCGCAGACUCUUGGCAGAGUUGCCAGGCACUUAGCUCUGGGCUCUGUUCCUCCCCCACUGAGACCCCCAGAGGCCUCCACACUUACCGGGAGUAACACGGAGAUGUCCCCUCCCCUUUACAGACUAAUGUCCCAUAGAGAAAGCAGGCAUCAGAGCACUUUCUCGUGAUCCUCUUGGGGGAAAAGGAGAAGUUAUUGCCUGCAUUUCUUAGUGGGAUCAUCAUAGCUUUUACCAUAAUGCUCCAGAAUUACAUGCACAUUAGGUCAGAGUUCAGGUGCUUAGAUAGGAGUACCUACCUAUAUAUGAAUUCCUAACCUAGUAAAAUCCACAGCCAUCUCUGUCCUUCUCAGCAGUGUCUUCCAUGUUAGAUGAGCAGGAGAGAAACUCAACAAAGCAAGUUGGCUGGCCCUUUGAGCUGUCCAGGGCACCAAAUAAUGAAACAGCCAGAUAGUAGAUGACCCUCCAUUAAAAAAACUACAGAUUUAGCCUGCAAACUCUAUUAUGCUGCUUUCUAUUUUCUUCAUUAAUUUAUAACAAUUCAUUUUAUGCCCACAGAGUCCAUUUAGAAGAUGAUCAUUAGCUCUUGGGAUGUGUAGUGAUAUUUUUGAAUCUCUGGAUUUUAUGUGUCAGGACAAGGAAUUUUUAUUAUUAUUUAAAAUACACUUAUUUAGAGGAGGCACAUUGUUGUGAAUGUCUGUGAUACUACAGGUUUUUAAAAUCUUCUUUGUAAUGUUUAUCUAAGUUUAUUGUUGACUGAAUACAAUAGAUCCUCCUGUAAUUUGGCAAGUAUCACUGACUAAUUACAUCAUUUGUGUGGGAUUAGCUGUAAAGUGUACUGCUCUUAUUCUUCUUAUUCAGAACAGUGAACCGGUAGCCAAAAAUAUAUGUACCACAGAUGUUAGGUAGAAUUUAAGUAACACAGUCAAGUGCUGUAGAAGUUUUUCUGCUAAAUGAGUAGACUAACGAAUAUUAUACCUUAGCCUUUGGGAGCAGCACGUUUUCCUUUGGUAGGUAGGAUCUCAGCACUAGUGAACAGUGCCAGCUUCGUACUUUGGAUUAUGAACUGUUCUCUAGUUAUAAUAACACAGCACACUGUAAAUCCUUAGUUUCCUUCAUGUUACUCACUGGAAGUGGGGUUGCAGAGUAUAUAUGGGAAAGAAGUCCAGUCUUGUUAAGCACGGGCAGCCCCCAGUUUGUAAGCAGACCACGUUGUAAAACUGUCAGUUGUUUGCAACCUAGAAUGCAUUUUCCUUUAGAAACCAGGUUAUAUAUGAUGGUUAGGCCCCCCAGACCAGCUGGAGAAAAUGAUCUAAGCCCAUAGUUUAGCUGAAAUAGGAUAAUAUAACAAGAUUACUUAAGAACCUAUGCACUAAAUAUAAUAUUGUUUCUAGGGGGUAUUUGUUCAGAGUUGCCAAGAAUCCCUCACUCGUUGUUAGUGGAAUCUGGAUUGCCCACUCCAGUCACACACACCGCCAACUAGAGGUGCCCAGAGCGGCCUGAAGCUAGGUCUCCAGCAAAGGAGGGGGACCAAGUUCAGGGCCACCAGAGACCUCGUGGUAGGAGGAGGGUUACGGAGGAUGAAGGGUCCUCCUGUGGGCUGUAAACCGCCAGGGACGUUCUCUGCUGCUACCCUUUCUUUUCUCUGGAGUCUCAGGCGUGGCCUGCCUGCUUCUAUUUGUAGGACCUCUUGCUCCUGGAGUUCGUCUCCUUCCCUCCCGCUACCAAAAAGGAUGCCACUGCAUAGCUUCUCCCAAAUGCCAGUCAUGGAAGCCAGCGCACAGCACUUUUAAUGGGUUUAGUGCUAGUAAACCAUGGUUUAACUGCCCAGUAAUCAAAUGGGGGUAAGAAAGCUCUCUACCCUCUUUUCCUUUUUUACAUUUGCAGACUCUGUUGAGAAGGGCAUCCAUGGGUCAUGGCCGUGGGGCUUGGAGUGGACAAAGGGCUGUGGUAAGGUGUCACGGUAUUUCAGAGGACAUCUCAGACAGUUACCCCAGAAUUGGCUUCUUUCUGGAGUUGGAGUCAAGCCUCCAAGCCAGUGGUUCUCCAAGUGGGGAUCCCCAGACCAGAAGCGUCACCUGGGAACUCAUUGGAAUGCACAUUCUCAGGCCCCACCCCAGACCCAGUAAAAUCAGAAACCCUCAGGGUGGAGGCCCAGCAAACCGUGUUUUACAAAGCCCUGCCAGUGAGCCAGUUUGUCUCUCCUUUUCGUCUUCAUUAGUCCUGCCCGUAAUUCUCUGAGGGUGGUUCCUAGGACUCACGGACAAGAAGUGGGAAGCAGGACUUAAGGAGGGGAGGAAGGGGCCUCGUCUCAGCCCCCUUCCCACUGGAAAUGCUGGUACAGGUGCCUCAUUGUAAACGGGGCUCGCGCGGGCUGACACACCAUAAGAUUACAGUUACGGCAGCUGUGAAGAAAUAAAAGUGAGGUGUUUGGGGUUUGGGUUUUUUUUUUUUUUUUUUUUCUUUUUUGAAAGGAAUUAAAUGAUAUACCGUUUGUAAAUGCAACCUCAGAGGAAAUACUGAAUUCAUGUCAAGAGUAAGUUCUCCAGAAUGUUUGGGUUCAGUGUGUGGCGAUCAAUCCUGUCCUCCCUUUAAAGUGAAUUCUCUACUGAAAGUGCUGCACUGCGUGAGGGGCUACAAACUGCUCCGAAAAGGUUAGUGCUCAGCUCGGUUUCAGUGAAUCAGAGUGCUGGACAGCACGUCUUGUUGGGGUGGGAGUGGGGCGGAGGUCGGUGAAAUGAUCAGAUACAUGAUUUUAUGCCUUAGUGCAAAAGCCGUCAGUCAGUUCCCCUCUGUUUAUCAGUGUAAGUGGCAUGAGGCUUAGAAAGGGUGUAAACUUUAAGAAUGUAAUUCCUCCAUUCCAGUUCACAGUAAACUUCUAGCCCCUUUCAAAAUAAAGACGAUUGAGACUGCAUCAUGUAACGAUGUUAAUGAAUGUUUCCUUCGAGAUGGCAGAUCUGAGAAUCUUUUAGCAGUAGAAUACACUUCCUCUAAAAUACACACGGUGAAUUAUUUAUAGUUAUCUAAGGCUUUCAGGUACAAAUUGGGGAUGGGGUAGCUGACAACUGAAAAAUACCACUAAAUCUUAAAGGGAAAGUUCUUGAAAAACAUGUAAAAUUCACAAGGCUCAGAUCUUCUUUAGGAUUUUCUUGGAGGAAGGACUGUGAAACUGGGCCCAUGUGCAUACAGGCUUGAAUCUGUGCUUUUAAAAGGAAGAAUCUAUGCAGUUGAGGCUUAUUGUAGGAAAUACUUCAUUUGUAUGUAAAUAUAUUGUAAAUAAAUAGGAGGCUGUAUAUUUUUGCAGUCGUUGAUCCACAUUGAAAUAGAAGUCGCUAGUAUCUGCGUAUCAAGAAUGUUUUCAUAGAUAUUAGCGGUUUUGUUUGGGAAUUAGAAAAAUUUACCUUCUCUCCCAGGUAACAUAGUUCUCUCAAUGUAAACUUGGAACCUACAAAUCUUACUUAAUUGUUUAGAGAGAGAAAUGUCUGAGAAAUAGUUUCAUUGAUUUCUUAUUACUGGUAUUAAGAUCAAUUAUUUCAAAGCUAGUCCUCUGAGAUACAAAUAAGGAACAUUUUAGACCCAAAUUAUUGCCAUAUAGAAAUAGAUAUACCCAAAGUAACGAGUUGUUUCUUUAUAAUGCUGUUUCACUGUUAACACUGAUACCACUACACAGCAUUUAUGAAAACAGAAGUUGGGGAGGAGAACGGUUUUUUGGGUUUUUCUUUUUUCAAAAUUGAAUUGCUGCAUUUCCCAAACUUUGGGAUCUCUGAAAGGGGGGAAAGACCUGAAUAUUAACUAUGAGCACAAAUAUGAAAGAAAGAAAAAAAACCCCGUUAUUUUAUCAAGCUUUUGCAAGUCUUGCAUGUUUGCCUUUUCUUUUCAGUGUCAACGCCAACACAGACUGUGUUAAGUCAUUUUUUCCCAAAACACUUGAAUCUUGAUUGUUGGUAUGUAAUCCACUCACUAGAGUUCAGUGUAUUUUAGACUUCAUCUAAGUCCAGUGCGUGUAGCACACCACUGUUUUAUUAAUGUAAAAACCUUGUAAAUGAAUUUCAGAUGGAUGAUUUAAGUGAGUCACAAGUCACAAAACUUUGCCAUUCAUGGUUGAUCAAACACAUAGUUCCCCCCCCUGCCAGGAUGUGGUGUAAAUAAAGACAUGUAAGAAGUUCUGUUCUAUAACUGCUCUGUUAACAUAGUUUUUAAACAUUAAAAAUGUGGAAUAAAAGUAUUUAUGAA
Messenger RNA from Balaenoptera musculus (blue whale), 8169 nucleotides. It is a transcript of the gene SLC38A1, whose product is annotated as solute carrier family 38 member 1. The coding region runs from base 812 to 2275 and encodes 487 amino acids. Gene Ontology annotation, biological process: amino acid transmembrane transport; L-glutamine transport. The record is from RefSeq and is a predicted model, not a curated record. Gene Ontology annotation, molecular function: L-glutamine transmembrane transporter activity. The transcript is spliced from 17 exons. Lineage: Eukaryota; Metazoa; Chordata; Mammalia; Artiodactyla; Balaenopteridae.